CUUUUUCCGGAUGGACCGUUCGGUAAGGCUUGAACAAGAAAGAUCAGUUGGAAUCGGGCGGUCAGUUUGCGUUGUUUCCACGCUAACAAAGCUUUUAUUCUUUCUUCGUAUUUUCCUUCCGUUUAACCAGGUGAACCGGAUGUGGCAGAUACAAUUUGCCCGUCGGAAGACAAUUGUCCCCAUUACCAUUACACCGAGGACGCUGAUGCAGUAGCUGCCGAAGAAACUCCGAUUCACAUUUUGAUUGCUUCCUUCCGAGACAAGUUGUGUGCGAGAACUCUUCACAACGCUUUCAAACACGCCAAAAAUCCCAAACGGUUGACCUUCAGGGUCAUCGAACAAACGAAAGCCGACAGCGAUCUCGAAGAUGAUCAGGGUUGCUGGGAUGGUUAUUGCGAAAAGUAUAACCCUAACUGCCAAGAAUACAAAGAUCAAGUCCGGAUCGUCCCCGUAGACGCUACCCAAAGCAUGGGUCCGACCUGGGCUCGUAGCAGACUAUCUGCCAUGGUAAGAAAAUACUUGUUAGAUAGUACCGAGCAUCACUAUCGAAGGCUCUGACUGUUGAUUGCCAAUUCGACUUCCAGAAGAGACGCAUUCGAGAACCGAGCUUAUCACUUCGUGCUUUUCGUUUAUGUCUUGCAGAUUCAUUGGGACUACGUUCAUCGAGACAAGUCCGACGAGCUUGACUUUCAGCCAGUCAACAUGCAAGAUUUUUGCAUGCAGACCGAUUCACACAUGGACUUUUCUGACAACUUUGAUGUCGACUUGAUCGAUAUGUUUCAUUUGACCAAAAAUGAUUACGCAGUAUUGAGUACAUACGUGACAGAUAUUGAAGAAAACAACAAAGAUCCCGUUAACGUACCCAACUUGUGCAUGGUCCAGUUCACCUCGUCAAUUCGAAAUUGGGCAACAAAGGAAUGCAACUAUUUGAAACGACCCAAGCUGACGAACGGUACGUAUUAGUCGCGUAUAUUCGCAUGCAUCGCUAGGAAAGUAUUGCGGUCAUUGUUCUCAUAAAAACGCCUUUUCUACUCGCGUUCUUGUAGCCAUGUGGGGAGCUGGACUGAGUUUCCAUCGAUGCCAUGCCGAACUAAAUGUGCCAGUUGACCCGUAUUUGGAUAAUGUGUUUGACGGAGAAGAAGGCAGCCGUGGCCUUCGAUUCUUUACGCACGGCUACGAUGUCUACUCACCCCAUCGAGUCCUCGUGACGCAUGAUUAUGUGGGUACUACCUCUAAGAACUUUUGUCGUUGCUUUGGUUGCCAAUAAAUAUGUGUCUCACUCGUUGAAAUUUUUUUUUCUUUCAAUUUGGAUAUUUUUGCACUUCAAAAAUCAAUUCACAUGUAAAACCUUGUCUUUCAGCACACCCAUCAAAGCAACCCUGUUGUUCACACAUGGGGACGUAAACGUUCACAAGGAGAUAUACAUGAAUCCAGUUGGAAAUGGCUGGAUUCGAUACAGGCUGUUCGCGACAGGUUGACGACUUUUGGUAGCCAAAGGGUGAAUAUGAUGUUGGGUUUUGGUAACCCUUAUCCAGAAUCUACAGAAGAAACCGAACUCAUCCGAAAAUCCCGAUUCGGAAUAGGCACAAAACGAACCUUGAAGCAGGCCGAGGAAUUUUCAGGGAUCAAUUUUAGAAAGAAGAAGAUGGACGUCAACCGGUGUGGAAAUCUGAUUUGGGUCCCGUACGAAGAAAGCCCAGAUUAUGGCCUUGCUGAGACCCUUAGUAGACCAAAUACAGACGAGGAGGUUGUACCCUUUGUAGUGACACCUGAUUCUCCGCCUUUUUUCAAAGAUGAAGUCAUUUCUAUGUCCGAAACCGUCCACAUUGCCGAAUCGGAUUACAGAUUUGUCGCGGGAGUCGUCCUGGUUGCCAUCGCUCUAGUGCUGAAGGUACGUACGCAGAAACGAAAGAAGGAUGACUCCCACAAAGAGUAAAUAGAGUCAGUGUCAAUCCUAGCGCUCGCAGAGGGUGGUGAGAAGAAUCUACUUUUUUAAUUUAUUGAAGGACCAUACAGCGUUCUGUGCUCGUUCAAGCGAUUAUCAAUCAAGCGUCUUGCAGAUU
Molecule: messenger RNA, 2063 nt
Organism: Pseudo-nitzschia multistriata
Lineage: Eukaryota; Bacillariophyta; Bacillariophyceae; Bacillariales; Bacillariaceae
Source: the annotation of a GenBank genome assembly